CCCAGUCAAUCAAAAAUCUAAUCCCAGUAACCUUAUAACCCUUGUCAUCCUCAAGCUACACCCACACAUUUUGAAAUCAGCAACUGCAAUAAUACCCUAAUGGAGUCUGUUGUUUCUGAGCUCGAAGGGACCCUUGUCAAGGACCCUGACCCCUUCUCCUACUUCAUGUUAGUGGCAUUUGAGGCUUCAGGGUUAGUUCGGUUUGCUUUGUUGCUCAUCCUAUGGCCGAUUAUUCGGUUGUUGGAUAUGUUUGGGAUGGGGGAUGCUGGACUCAGGCUGGCCAUCUUUGUAGCCUUUGCUGGGGUUCAUGAAUCAGAGAUCGAAUCGGUGGCGAGAGCGGUUUUGCCUAAGUUUUACAUGGAUGAUCUUGAUAUGGAGGCUUGGAAGGUCUUUAGCUCUUAUGAUAGAAGAGUUGUGGUGACCAAGACUCCUAGGGUUAUGGUGGAGAGGUUCCUGAAGGAGCAUCUGCGAGCUGAUGAGGUUAUCGGGAGCGAACUUGUCGUGAACCGGUUCGGGUUCGCCACUGGUUUCACUAGGAAUGAAGCUGGCUCCAUUGCUGAUCGUGUUAGCAUGCUGUUUGAGGAUAACCAACCAGACAUGGGGCUAGGAAGGAUCCCAUCUGGUUCAUCAUUUUUAUCUUUAUGCAGGGAACAAUCUCAUCCCCCAUUCAUGACUAAUCAAGACCGUGACCGCCAGCUCCUCCGCCCCCUUCCUGUGAUCUUCCAUGACGGCCGCCUCGUAAAGCGCCCGCUACCCUCUACAGCACUCCUGAUCAUCUUCUGGAUUCCUUUUGGCAUCUUGCUUGCAGUAACUCGCAUUGCCAUGGGCUUGUUGUUACCGAUGUGGCUCAUUCCCUACAUGUCUCGACUACUCGGCGGCAAGAUCAUUGUGAAAGGAAAACCACCGCCGCCAGCCUCUGGCUCCGACUCUGGUGUGCUCUUCGUCUGCACCCACCGAACCCUAAUGGACCCCGUUGUCUUGUCCACUGUCCUCCAGCGUAGCAUUCCGGCGGUAACAUACUCCAUUUCCAGGUUAUCGGAGAUCCUAUCGCCUAUUCCCACCGUCCGGUUAACUAGAAUUAGACAUGUGGACGCUGAGAAGAUCAAAAGAGAGUUGGCAAAAGGGGAUUUAGCAGUAUGUCCUGAGGGAACAACCUGCCGAGAACCCUUUCUUUUGAGAUUCAGCGCACUUUUCGCUGAAUUAACCGACAGGAUCGUGCCGGUUGCCAUGAAUUACAGGGUGGGGUUUUUUCAUGCAACCACAGCAAGGGGUUGGAAGGGUUUGGACCCUAUCUUCUUCUUCAUGAACCCUCGACCCAUCUACGAAGUGACCUUCUUGAACCAGUUACCAGUGGAAGCUACAUGCUCAGCAGGAAAAAGUCCACAUGAUGUGGCGAAUUAUGUGCAGAGGAUCUUAGCAGCUACGCUAGGGUUUGAAUGCACCAACUUUACUAGGAAGGACAAGUAUAGGGUUCUUGCAGGGAACGAUGGAAUAGUAUCAUACAUUUCAUUUCUUGAUCAGAUGAAGAAGGUGGUCACCAACUUUAAGCCUUUUAUUCACUGAAAAAAAAGGUAAGAUUGAUGCUAUUUGCCAUGACGGAUCAUGUAUUACACUCAGGUUUUUGUAUAUGGGUGGGACUUGUAUUCAUUUAUUUUUCUUUCGACUU
This is a messenger RNA of Vitis riparia (riverbank grape), 1666 nucleotides long. Its product is annotated as glycerol-3-phosphate acyltransferase 5-like. The transcript has 2 exons. Gene Ontology annotation, biological process: cutin biosynthetic process. The coding region runs from base 100 to 1563 and encodes 487 amino acids. NCBI's taxonomy places the organism in Eukaryota, Viridiplantae, Streptophyta, Magnoliopsida, Vitales, Vitaceae. Gene Ontology annotation, molecular function: glycerol-3-phosphate 2-O-acyltransferase activity; phosphatase activity. The record is from RefSeq and is a predicted model, not a curated record. Gene Ontology annotation, cellular component: membrane.